Messenger RNA from Conger conger (European conger), 1059 nucleotides. RefSeq names its product olfactory receptor 1496-like. Gene Ontology annotation, molecular function: G protein-coupled receptor activity; olfactory receptor activity. Gene Ontology annotation, biological process: G protein-coupled receptor signaling pathway. Bases 1 to 1059 code for a protein of 352 amino acids. Lineage: Eukaryota; Metazoa; Chordata; Actinopteri; Anguilliformes; Congridae. The record is from RefSeq and is a predicted model, not a curated record. Gene Ontology annotation, cellular component: membrane. The transcript is spliced from 4 exons.
AUGGUCAGGAAUAAUACUCAUGUAACUUUCCUCAUUUUGACAGCCUAUGACGAUCUUGGAAAAAUGAAAUAUUUUUACUUCAGUCUCUUACUUUUUCUGUAUCUCACAAUUAUUUUUGCAAACACUACUGUCAUUUCAUUGAUAUUUUUAGACAGUAGCCUACAUGAACCCAUGUAUCUGUUUCUGUGUAAUUUAUUUGUAAAUGAAUUGUUUGGAAGCACUGCCUUCUUCCCUGUGGUUUUGUUUUUAGUUUUAUCAGAUACUCAUGAAAUUUCCAGAAUUUAUUGCAGUUUGCAGGUGUUAUGCUUGUACUCAUAUGGAACAACAGAAAUAUAUAAUUUAGCAUUUAUGUCUUAUGACAGGUAUUUGUCCAUCUGCCAUCCAUUACAUUACAGCAGUAGGAUGAAUCCUUGCAAAGUGUACGCAUUAAUUCUGUUCACUUGGUUUUUUUCAUUGAUCAAAUGCGCAGUUGUUGUGGCCUUACAGUUACGGCUACCACUGUGUGGGAAUAUUAUCCACAAAUUGUAUUGUACCAACUAUGGUUUGGUCAAAUAUUCUUGCAUCGACGCAACUAUAAACAACAUUUACGGAGUUUUCAGUUCAACAUUGAACAUGUCCUGCGCUCAGGAGGCAGAGAUGGAACAGUCUGUGGGUCAGAACCCAUCCUCUGAGGACGAAGUCACCGGGGUCAUUGGAGCGCUCCUCAGUGACAGAGAACCAGGUGUGGAUGAGAUCCAUCUAGAAAUGUUGAAGGAUCUGGAUGUUAUGAAGUAUCAUUUCACACUAGAAUGGUUUCGAGCUGAAUGUGAUGAGGUUGGGAUCAGCAUCUCCAAGUCUGUGGCUAUAGUCAUCUACCAGGAAAAGAUGGCUUGUCCAGUUCAAGUGAAGGGGGAGCAACUGCCCCAGGUGGAGGAGUUCAAGUAUCUGAGGGUCUUAUUCACAAGUGAGGGAAAAAGGGAUUGGGACAUGCAGUUGUUGUAUGCGGUUGUUGUAUUGGAUGGUGGUGGUAAAGAAGGAGCUGUGCUGUACCAAGAGGCAAAGUUCUUGAUUUACCAGUAA